CUUCACCCUCUUCGGUUCAUAGUUUAGUUGAGUUUAGGUCGAGGGUCGAGGUCGCGUCGAGAGGCGUUCGUAUGGUCCGAAAUUUUUGUCACUUUCAAAAAUUUCGUUUCGCAAAGUUGCAGUUCGAGUUGAAAAUGGAUUUGAAAGCAUUAUUGGAAAUGUGGAAAAUAAGCCAUUUACUGACGAAAUUUGAAGGAUCCAGCGCCAUCCAAAAAAAAAAGUUAAAUUCAGAGUGUGAGGAAGUAAUUGACACAGGGCAGCAAAGUGUAUUUAGCACCAUACACAUUGACAUUGACAGUCCCGAAUCACAAUCAACCGGGCCAUCAACCUUGGAUUUUGAAAAUAUCCCUGAUGUGGAUCCUAGUUACUGGAGAUGCGAAGGAUUGGUUUGAUUUCCCGGCUUCUUGUUCAGGAUUGGAAAUAACAGAUUCUAUGUGUAGCGAUGUGGCAAGCACAAGUUCAACUUCGUCUGAAUAUGUAUUAAGUUGUUCUAUUAAUGGCCGUUUCCACUAACUAUUUUAGGGAAGCCUUAAUGAUUAGUAUUAAGUAUUCCUUAAAAUGAC
Messenger RNA from Ceutorhynchus assimilis (cabbage seed weevil), 563 nucleotides. The record is from the annotation of a GenBank genome assembly. Lineage: Eukaryota; Metazoa; Arthropoda; Insecta; Coleoptera; Curculionidae.